AAAUUCAACUUAAAGAUGACUCUCGUUCGUAACCUGGGGACUGUCUGUACCCCCCUAGCAGGGCACCGUCGCCACACUGCUCACUGCCAAUUCCGGGGCGACUUCUGGAGGAGUUUAGAAGUGACUAAGCUGACGCGCUUUGACAGACGUUUCUUUAGCAGCCUAAGACUCCCUUUGCACCGCGUUUACGGAAAGAAGGAGGCGGGGGGUGUGAGCCAUGUCCCCCCAGGCUGGGACCAGUGGCACGCUCUGGUUGGGAACUCGCAGUAUUACAACUACAGUCUAUCGGUGAACGGCAAAGAGGAGAAGCAUGGGGAUCAGUAUGAGAAGGACUACCUGACAGAUCUCAUUGUGAACAGAUCCAUGCAGUUCAUCGACGAGAGAAGCCCGCAGCGACCGUUCUUCAUCAUGCUGGCCACCCCCGCACCUCACUCCCCUUGGCUAGCGGCCCCCCAGUACCAGAACGCCUUCAGCAACUUGAAGGCGCCGAGAGACGGGAGCUUCAACAAACCUGGAGGAAAGGACAAGCACUGGCUCUUGCGGCAGCCCACCAACCCCAUGGCCAACACCUCCAUCACCUACCUGGACAAUGCCUAUCGCAAGAGGUGGCAGACGCUGCUGUCUGUGGACGACCUGGUGGAGAAAUUGGUGAAGAAACUGGAAAAUGUGAAGGAGCUGAACAACACCUACAUGUUCUUCACCUCUGACCACGGCUACCACACCGGGCAGUUCUCCCUGCCGAUCGACAAGAGGCAGCUCUAUGAGUUUGAUAUCAGAGUUCCUCUCAUGGUCCGUGGCCCUGGCAUCAAACCCAACCAGACCCUGCAGGUGAGA
This is a messenger RNA of Paramormyrops kingsleyae, 834 nucleotides long. NCBI's taxonomy places the organism in Eukaryota, Metazoa, Chordata, Actinopteri, Osteoglossiformes, Mormyridae. The record is from RefSeq and is a predicted model, not a curated record.